Molecule: messenger RNA, 1059 nt
Organism: Aspergillus pseudotamarii
Lineage: Eukaryota; Fungi; Ascomycota; Eurotiomycetes; Eurotiales; Aspergillaceae
Exons: 1
Coding region: 353-811 (152 amino acids)
Source: RefSeq, a predicted model, not a curated record
UACAGGGGGAGGUACUUUUCGCAGUACAAUUCUGCCCAUGUAGGACAGCAGACCCUUUGUUACAUCCAUUAGUAGUGACAAAUGCCAUGCAUACCGUCCCACACAGUAGACUGGCAAUUACACCAGUUAGGUCAGUGAGUCUAUCCUCAAUGCUUGAGCGGAAAAGAAUUUCAAAAUCCCAGCCCCCCCCUGAUCAACAUCCUCCGUCGGUGGACGCCGCUUUCCUUGUUUCCGUCGCUGCCAUUGACCGUUCCGCUGGAUACGUUACGGAGACGCCCCAUUUUUCCUUGUCCACAACAAGCGCACGCCAAACAAACCCACUAUCAAAAAGGGUCCUAUUCCUCUACAGGAUAUGAUAGACGUCUGCUCAGGUCGCGAUUCUCACCUAUGGGGUACAAAGUUCAAGGGCACCAGCUAUCAAGGGUCCCCGAUCCGCUUCAACCACGUACACCCGACCUUUCCUGUCCAUGAACCUUUGCUCGUCAUGUUCGACGGAGUUGGUGCCGGACUUCCGCCAGUAUAUCAUUUCUUCAAGAAGAACGGUCCCAAACCGCGGGGCUCAGCCUUGAACUUUGAACCGGCGAUGUAUCAAGCUCGGAGCCUCCGUGGCAACUUGGGAUAUCAACUCCCAUCGGCCUCCGCGGAGUAUAGCUUCCAUAAACUUCUUAAGCAACGCAACCAUUCCACCCUCGAAGUACAACUACACACUAGGAAUAUGUACGAAGCUUUUAACCACAGAACUCAAUUCAAACAAUGCUUUGAGCUUGACCCAUAUAGUUUCACCGUAGACGCGUUAGUGUGGGUGUGUUAAAAUGAGGUGAUAUCCCGCCAUCGUAAAUGUGGAUUAUGAUAUCUUUCUAGUUCCAUUUAGGUCCGUUGGUUUUAAUGCUGGCCCUUGGUAUCACUUGACCAGUUACUGCUCUCUCCUGAGCACCGUGGACACAGCCUCAUGUGCUGUUUGGUUUACGCGUCACGGAACGAUAUAUUUGCAGUCAUGGCCGUGUGUGUGCUCACCAUCCAAGAAUGAUAUAUAUUUACAUAGGUUAUCCACAUUUAGGC